This is a messenger RNA of Cryphonectria parasitica EP155, 1114 nucleotides long. RefSeq lists its product as uncharacterized. The record is from RefSeq and is a predicted model, not a curated record. NCBI's taxonomy places the organism in Eukaryota, Fungi, Ascomycota, Sordariomycetes, Diaporthales, Cryphonectriaceae. The transcript has a single exon. Bases 119 to 520 code for a protein of 133 amino acids.
GCGGAAAGCAAUGCUCGUGCAUGAGGAUGUUUUCGACUAGGACAGAGGCGGGCGCCGAUAUACGGUCAAGACCCCAGACAAGAAGAAAGGUGGAGAGGGGGAGAGGCGAGUGAUCUGGAUGCCUUCGCCCUCGCGCUCGGUGCAUGUGUUCCGCGUGCUCACACAAAUUUCACUUCACCGGGAGGACAACUUAAGAUCGACAAUGUACAUGCCCUUAUCAGACAGUCACGAUCGCACCUCUUGGACUGGAAAAAGUGGCCCCCAAUCCUGGCCCCAGCCGACAGACAAACGGAGGGUGGCCUGCUGUGCCGCGGAGAUGACUGCUCUCUCGACUCGAUCGUUGCUUUGCUGGGGUAUCCCGCGGCCCCAAGAGAUAGCCUUUCCGGAACAAGUGGCGGUCCACUCUUGGGCUUCAACACUUUUUGACGGGGCUGGAAAUCAUCGUGACCAAGACAACCCCGCUCCUCCUUGGGACAAAUUACGUCCUCUCAAAUCCUAUCGGCUUAUGCGACCGUUCUAGAAGGUCGACGAUCUUUUCUCUUCCUCAACCCUCUCUCUGCGCCCGCCUCGUAUUGCUUGACCUAUUUGCUUUGCCGGGCGAAGGGGGAAGGGGCAAGGGGGUCCGACGAUGAAAUCUUUCGCACUCGAGUGCCCCCCAUUCUCUGUCAACCCACGCACCCUUUCUCUCUCCCUCUUCAUUCUCUCUUCUCGAUUGUCCCUCACUAUCAUCAUUUCUCUUCCUUUUCUGCUCGUCGUCCCUGACUCACCAUCUGCACCAAUCAUUACUUUCAGUAUCCCACUGCCAUCUCUUCUGGGACAGUCCUACCAAGAGUCAGACGCUGGCAAAGCUUUGAGCUCGUACUACUACUCUAGUCUAUAGUAGUUAGGUGGUUUUACUAUGCACCAUAUGAAUAUCCUCCUCGUGUAUAGUACUAAUAUGAAAUCGCCGUGAACCUCAGGUCUGUGCAUAGUACUGGCGUAGUACGGUCGCCAAGACCUUCUGACCGAGUCGUGCCGAAUUGCCCAUCAUUGUCGAAUCCCAUUUCUAUACUAUGGAUGGUCACGAGCGAACGUUUUCCGCAUCACCUACCAAUGAUCUCCAUGGUUGACAAUC